Molecule: messenger RNA, 693 nt
Organism: Ceratitis capitata (Mediterranean fruit fly)
Lineage: Eukaryota; Metazoa; Arthropoda; Insecta; Diptera; Tephritidae
Exons: 2
Coding region: 1-693 (230 amino acids)
Source: RefSeq, a predicted model, not a curated record
AUGCACUUGAGCACCUUCGCAGUAUCCGUCAUUCUUAGCAUCGUUACUUUAGCGGCUUUGACAACCUCCGCUUCCAACACCGACGGCAACAACAGCCUCAACACCACCACAAAUUUGCAAUCUGAUCUGCGUGAUUUCCAAGAACUGAUACCACGUCGUCGCAUCCGCUACAUUGCCGCUCGUCAUUAUAUUGUCGAUGCGCGCUUCCGCAGCGCUUUGGCAUUUAUACGCAGCCCGGAAUUCCCGCUCACUUGGCAGCAAAUGCGAAAUACCAGCGAAUUUGCAGAGCUUGUCGGAUUUCUUCAACGCCAUGAUGGCAGCGACACGGAAGGUGGUGGCAUCGAUAUUACCACCAUCAUUGAUCGCAUACCAAAUCAACUUCGAGUCUUCAAUAUUCCAUCGAAGGUGCCGGUGAGCUUGAUGUUUCAGCGCACGGUGUCCGAUUUUCUCACUGAUGUGGUGCGUGAGCUGCCGCGCGCACGUUUUGCCAGCUUAAUGGCACGCAAGGUGCAGGCUGGCGGUGAAUUUUCGCAGCUAUAUAAAAGUGUGCGCAGCGAGGAGUUUAAGGAUUUGCUGCAAAAAACGAAGAGCUCCCGCAACCUUGCCGCUCCCCUACGCAAGCUGAAUCAAAACUUUAUUGACGUCGAUAAUUUAAUCAAGAUAGGAUUUAAUGUACUCAGCUGGGGCCCUUAA